This is a messenger RNA of Photinus pyralis (common eastern firefly), 1618 nucleotides long. Its product is annotated as UBX domain-containing protein 4-like. Gene Ontology annotation, molecular function: protein binding. NCBI's taxonomy places the organism in Eukaryota, Metazoa, Arthropoda, Insecta, Coleoptera, Lampyridae. The coding region runs from base 100 to 1470 and encodes 456 amino acids. The transcript is spliced from 6 exons. The record is from RefSeq and is a predicted model, not a curated record.
GCAAUGCUUCGGUUAAAUCAUCUGUUUGUCAAGUCAUCGUCAUGAAAAAUUUUUCUUCAAUUAAUUAAUAGUUUUUAAUGAAAAAGAAGUAAAGAAAAAAUGCGCUGGUACCAAGGAAAUAUUGCCGAAGCGGUUACGGUCUCCAAAACAAAGGGCACUGUAUUUGUCGUGUACAUUGAAGGUAAAGACGAAAAAUCGAAAGAAUUUACUAGUCUAAUUGAAAAUGAAGAGGUAUCCACACAAUUAGAAAGCAAUCACUUUGUUGCUAUUAAAGUAGAGGAAAAUUCUGUACCACAUCAGCAGUUUACUCAAAUAUAUAAGCAAGCAUCCGUUCCCUCAUUGUUCUUUAUUGGUAAAAGUGGUAGUCCAUUAGAGGUCGUAACUGAUGUCCUCCAUAAAGCAGUAUUUUUACAACAGUUACAGGAAAUUUUACAAAGGCACGGUGUACUAACGACACCUGCAAGUUCAUCACAAGAUCUGGUAGACCAAGAGAAAAUUGUCACCCAAGAGGCUCCCACUGCAAAUUCAUUACCAAGUUCCACCAGUGAACCAGUGGUUAACCAUCAAUCAGACGAGCUGACCCCAGAACAAAAGAUUGAGAGAGCACAAGAGCUUAUCAGCCAAAAACGUUUAGAAAAGCAGGCCGAGGAGGAGGGUCAAUCACGUGUGAAGGAAAUUGAACGCCGUAAGCUUGGACAGGAUGUUCAAAAACUGAAAAGAUGGCAACAAGAUCAGGAAUUAAAGGACCUCAUGGAGGAACGAAAUAAAGAGAAGCAGGAACAGAUACAAGCUAGACAGCGUGUGCUUGCCCAAAUUGCGCAAGAUAAGGCAGAGCGGGCCGCUAAGUUUUCAAAUUCGCCUACAUCCAGCACUCAACCGACCGUACAGCAAGCCGUGCAGAACAGCAACACUGCAAGGCUACAGUUUCGGUGUCCAGACGGUUCUGCACAUACUCACGAAUUUUCUAGUAACUGCACUUUAGGAAGCGUCCGAGAUUUUAUUAAGGAGAAUCUUAAUUUGCCAUACCAAAGUUUUACAUUGUCAAUCACAUUUCCUCGACGAGAAUUUACCGCUGCCAAUAACAAUGAUACGUUAGUGGAGUUGCAGUUGGUACCUAAUGCUGUGAUUUUAAUACUUCCGUUGCAAGACGGAACGGUUAGCACCCAGAAUGGAUCUUGGAUGGCAAUGUUUUGGUCAUUUAUCGCGCCAAUUUUAAAUUUCUUAGGUUAUUUAAAACAAAAAUUGUUCGGCGGUGAUGCUGGCACUAGUGGCCAAAGAAGGAACAAAGAUUCAAAUGUGCAGCACGAAAGUGGAUCAGUUAACCAACAUGAAACGUCCAGAAUGCAAAGGAGAAAAUUAGGAGAGAGUAGUGUUGUACGCCGACAAGGAAACGUACACCGCUUACAGGACAAUCAGGAGAGUGAUGAUGAUAAUAACACCUGGAAUGGCAAUUCUACUCAACAAAUGUAAUCCUCAUGAUGAUUAUCUGGUUGUGCAUAUUUUUUCAGAAUCGUGCAAAAGAUGUAAAUUAUUGUAUUUUGUUAAAUUUCUUAAAAUUAAUUUGUUUAAAAUUGAUUUUAGUGUGUAGUGUAAUGGAAUAAAUAAUUAUGAAACUGUA